CCUCUCGCCACGCCCACCCAAAAUGAGUGCGCAACACAGUCUACCCGCUCGCUUCCCUCACAACUCUAGCGGAUCCCCCAAAGCUUGACAAGCGAUGAAGAGGAGGCUCCAGAAGAAAUACUUGCUUCUGAUCCUCGCCUACACGGGAUUGCUUCUGCUUAUCCCGUAUGUGUUCGACUUCGGGGAGCGCUCCCUGCAGCGCUCCAAGCACGGGCUCCUGCAGCAGCAGCAGUCUCGGUGCUCGGACCUGAAGAACGCCGUGGAUCUGCUGUGGGAGCACGGCUACAAAGUGGACGGCUCCAACGGUACGGAACCGCCGGAGCAUGGAUCGCCACGCACUCACAUCUAUCUGCACGCCACAUGGAGAACCGGCUCAUCGUUCCUGGGCGAGCUUUUCAACCAACACCCGGACGCUUUCUACCUGUACGAGCCCAUGUGGCACAUCUGGCAGGCCCUUUACCCGGGCGACGCGGGGAGCCUGCAGGGCGCCGUCCGCGACAUGUUGAGCUCGCUGUUCCGCUGCGACUUCUCAGUGCUCAAGCUGUACGCCGGGUCGCAGAACCUGACCACCGCCUUCAUCUUCGGCUGGAAGAUGAACAAGGUUGUGUGCUCCGAGCCACUGUGCGACGCCCACCAACGGCACCGCGUCGGCCUGGUGCAAGAGGACCGAUGCGCCAAGUGCCCCAAGCGGGAUAUCCGCGAGCUGGAGCGGGAGUGCAAGAAGUACCCGGUGGUGGUGAUCAAGGGGGUACGCGUGCUGGAUCUUGGGACCCUCGUGCCCCUCAUGAAGGAUCCGGAUAUCAAGCUGCAGAUCGUGCAGCUAUUCCGGGAUCCGAGAGCCGUGCACAACUCUAGACUCAAGUCCAAGCAGGCCCUUGUCAAGGAGAGCAUCCAGGUGCUGCGCAGCAAGAAGCACAACGACAAAUACAAGCGCCUGCUGGUACCCAACAACCGCCUGAACCGUGCUGAGAACUACGUAUCCAGCGCCAUGGAGGUCAUCUGCGACAAUUGGUUGGGGGACAUGAUGCUGGUGACCAACGCGCCGCCGUGGGUGCGGCGCAGCUACCACCGCGUCCGCUACGAGGACCUGGUGCUACAGCCGGCCCAGGAGCUGCAGAAGCUUUACCGUUUCGCCAACCUGACCGCGUCGCCAGCGCUGGAGAGCUUCGCGCUCAACAUGACACACGGCCGUGGCUACUCGUCCGACCGACCCUUCCUCAUCUCGUCCAGAGACGCCAAGGAGGCGAUCUACGCGUGGAGGGAGAGGCUCAGCGUGGAGCAGAUCGAGCAGGUGGAGGCCUACUGCAACGAGGUCAUGAGGCAGCUAGGCUACCCUAAGCACGGCGUUGACAAAAACGCAUGAGGACGGCGACAAAAUCAGAUUUCUCCGUAGCCUGCAAGUCAAGACGGAGGGCAAAAAGGUGGACCAACAGCUGGAACGCCGUUGGAACAUGGCCGCUUCUUCCAGAGCUGGAGGGCGGAGGGUUCUUGACACGUGAACGCCCGUUUUUAGUCCCACUAAUCUCCCCCCAAUCCCAGUAAAAGUUGGGUGGAUCCCGGCAGAGCCUCACCUUGACGUGACUGGGCUAAGUGGAUCUGCUAAAAGUCAAAAGUUCAAGGAGACUGUGCGUGUAUGGUGAGGCCUUCGUGAGGAAGCGUGGUCCCUCCCCCUCCCGCUUCUCAUUCCAAGCCCCCUGAGGAAUCUGGACAGCUGCAGCAGCACCACACUGACAAAACGCUCACUAGGGCGGGAUCUUCCAGCGACAGUAUUAAGACUGUUCUUUUUUUGUUUUGUUUUUUUACAUAUGGUACGGAUUAGGGUUGCAAAAUCGGUCAUCUGAGAAACUUUCCAUGGGGAGUGAUGGGGAAUUGAACAAAAUGGAGGGUUGAAUUUUAAAAAGAAAAUCGGAUUAAUCAUCUUUUAAACAAUUGGAUUUCAUGCAAAUUUAGUGUUAAAGUAAUUAAAGUAUUGCGGUCGCGGCAAAAAACUAUCAAGUGAAAUGAUAGGUUUCAUGUGUUAAUGACCGAUUUGACGAUAAAACUUUCACUUAGGGCUGCAGCUACCGAUUAUUUAAGUAAUCGGUUAUUGAUUAAUUAGUUUGAAUAAUUGAGGAAUCGGAUUACAAACAUUUAAUCCUUUGCAGAUAUAAAUUUUAGGAGAUAUAGAGGAAAGAAACAAGUGUUUAUGUUUGCAACAAUAUUUAUUUUGGCUUGUUAAGAUUGCACUUUCAAAAGAGUAUUAAAUGCGAAUACAAAAUUUCUUUCUUCAAACUAUGUAAAAUUACACUUUUGUUAAAAAAAUUAAAUACCUGAGUUUAGGAAAAAUAAGAUAAACGAGGAUCUAAGUACAUCAAAAGAACAAUUGGCUAACUUCCGCUAAAAGUCCGCUAGCUUAAAUGCUAUAAGAUACUUUUUUCUUUUUCUUUGUUUUUUUUUUACAAAGUACUUAAAAAAUUAAAAAACUUAAAAAUAUAUCACGUUAAAAACUGAAACUUGAAAACAUAAACACUAUUACGUUAAAACCACGAAACCUACCGCAUUAUAAUGUAAAAUUUCACGUUAUAAAACGGUUUUCAGGACAGACUGACACCUGUUCUGUUAAAAACGUAUUACAAUGCAACGUGAAACUUUUGGCGUUAGGUAAUCUUUAAUGUUAAGUAAUCAAAACGUGAAACUUUUUACGAUGAAAUGUCUAAACGUAUCACGUUAAAAUCUGAAACUUAUAACGUGAACGCUGUUACGUUAAAAACAAGAAACCUACCACACCAUAACGUCAAACUUUUUAUGGUAAAGUUUUCACGAUAGGCUGUGAAACUGUUUACGUCAAAACGUGAAAGUUAUUACGUUCUAUUGUGAAAUCUGUUUGGUUAAAAACAUGAAACAUGUAAACUUAUCACGAUAAAAUGUCUGAACGUAUGACAUAAAAAUCUGAAACUUGUAACGUGAACGCUGUUACAUUAAAAACACGAAACCUAGCACGUUAUAACGUGAAACUUUUUACUUUAAAAUGUCUUAAGCUAUCACGUAAAAACCUAAAAUGUAACGCUUUUACAUUAAAAACAAGAAACUAUAACGUGAAACUAUUUUCAUAAUAAACUGCGAAACAGUUUACGUAAAAACUUCGAAACAUAUUAAAAUGUGAAACUUAUUAUAACAUGAAUUUGUUGUAAAAAUAUUAGGGGUGUCAAACGAUUAAAAUUUUUAAUCGAGUUAAUUACAGCUUAAAAAUUAAUUAAUCGCAAUUCAAACCAUCUAUAAAAUAUGCCAUAUUUUUCUGUAAAUUAUUGUUGGAAUGGAAAGAUAAGACACAAGAUGGAUAUAUACAUUCAACAUACGGUACAUAAGGACUGUAUUUGUUUAUUAUGAGAAUAAAUCAACAAGAUGGCAUUAACAUUAUUAACAUUCUGUUAAAGCGAUCCAUGGAUAGAAAGACUUGUAGUUCUUAAAAGAUAAAUGUUAGUAGUAAGUUAUAGAAAUUUUACAUAAAAACCCCUCUUAAUGUUUUCGUUUUAAUAAAAUUUGUAAAAUUUCCCCCCCC
Molecule: messenger RNA, 3538 nt
Organism: Corythoichthys intestinalis (scribbled pipefish)
Lineage: Eukaryota; Metazoa; Chordata; Actinopteri; Syngnathiformes; Syngnathidae
Gene: chst7
Product: carbohydrate (N-acetylglucosamine 6-O) sulfotransferase 7
Exons: 3
Coding region: 95-1363 (422 amino acids)
Biological process (GO): carbohydrate metabolic process; N-acetylglucosamine metabolic process
Cellular component (GO): trans-Golgi network; Golgi membrane
Molecular function (GO): chondroitin 6-sulfotransferase activity; N-acetylglucosamine 6-O-sulfotransferase activity
Source: RefSeq, a predicted model, not a curated record